This is a messenger RNA of Eruca vesicaria subsp. sativa (arugula), 540 nucleotides long. The record is from the annotation of a GenBank genome assembly. NCBI's taxonomy places the organism in Eukaryota, Viridiplantae, Streptophyta, Magnoliopsida, Brassicales, Brassicaceae.
AUGUCGAACUACAAAAUGAAGAGCUUCUUGAAGGGCUUUAGGUAUAUUUCUCAAAUAUUCGAAUACGAGAAAGAGCAAGAGAUGCAAAUCGGAAACCCAACCGAUGUAAAACAUGUUGCACACAUUGGUUGGGAUGGAGGCUCUGUCAAAAAUCAAAAUUCGCCUAGCUGGAUGAAUGAUUUUAAAGCAUCGGGUGGAUCGCCUCUAGGAAAUUAUAUCAUAGAGGAUGCCUCUUGCAUUUCUGAAGAUUCAACUCGAUCACGUGACAUACCAAGAUCGUCAAGAGAUGGUUCGAACAAAGUGGAUUCACCAAUAAAAGGACGAUCACGACGUGGAACCUUAAAUCCUAGUGGGAAUCCAAAAACUUCACGGAGAUCAAAAGAAACUUGUGAUAACCCCUCUAGAAAAUCUCGUCGAAAAAGAACUAAAGAUAGUGGAAACGGUGGAUCGUCAAGAUCGUCAUGCAGAACACGUGGAUCACAGACAGAAUCUAUAAUGUCUGAUGCAGAAACAAUGAUAUCAAUCUCUAGUGGUGCUUAA